Molecule: messenger RNA, 1794 nt
Organism: Adineta steineri
Lineage: Eukaryota; Metazoa; Rotifera; Eurotatoria; Adinetida; Adinetidae
Source: the annotation of a GenBank genome assembly
AUGAUUCUUAGAAAAUAUAUCAAAGCUUUAGAAAUAUGUAAUCCAGAUAUACUUCGUCAUUUAGCAACUGUUUAUCAUGAUUUAUUAUCACAUGAAAAAUCACUUGAUUUUCUUAUUGAUCUCUUACAAAAAGAUCAAUUACAUGAUUCAAUAUCAUUAAAUGCAUUGGAUAAAACAAUCACAUUCUAUGACCAUAUUUAUAAGAGUCAUUUACAUCAAGAGAAAUUUUCGAUGAUAUAUUAUCUGAGAGAUUUAAUACGAGUUGUUUUGCUAAGUAGUGAUGCACUUCAAACUGAUAUUCAACGUGUACAACUUUUACAAAAGGCUGGUAGUGAUCAAAGUCCAUUUGCUGCACUUGUUAAACGUCUCGUUGAAAGUAAUGAACAAAUGCGAGCUCAAGCAGGAAAAAUCAAUCGUCUUGUACCACAGGAUGAUAAUACAAAUCAUUCAUUAAUUCUUGACACUAAAACGAUAUCUUCCAUUGAAUCAACUAUUCGAAAUUUAGAUCGUUUAACAAAAACAUUUCAUGAAAUAUGUUCAGGUUUAACAACUCAAAUUCUUAUACUUUCUGAUCCUAACGAUCGUGUAAGUACACAAGAUAUUGAAAAUAUUGCAUAUCAAGCAUGUGAUAAAAUUUAUAAAAAAGAAGAUAGUGGUCCAUAUGAUAGUUUAUGGAAUUCUAUGUAUGAAACUCUUUCAACAUUAAUCAAUGUUAGUAAUGCACUUGAAAAUGGUUCAUUUGAUUCAAAUAUGAAUGACCAGAAUGAAAAACCUAAACAACCAAUUUAUGUAAUUGCUGAACAAUUAAAAACUUCAAUGAAUGAAUCAGAUUCAAUACGUGGUCGAUUGGAAUUAAAAGAUGAAGAAUUAAUUGAUUUGAAAAAAAUGCUUAAAUCAAAACAUGAUGAAUUAAGUGAAUUGAAUAUACGUUUAGCAUUGAACGAGAAAAAAAUCGACAAUUUACAAAAAGAAUCCGAUGAAAAAACGAAUAAACAUCAACAAGUUUUAGAAGAAACACGAAUUGAUGCACAGAAAAAAAUAAAACAAUGUGAAGAAGCUAUGGGUGUAUUACAAAAUGAUAAUGAACAACUUGAACAAGAAAAAAGUGCACUAAAAGAGCGUUUGAAACAACUAACGAAAACGAAACUUGUUGAUGAUAUUAUGCAGAAAAAAGGUGGGGCUACACAAAAAACAUCUGGACUUUUAAGUCCUACAAGUGAUGGUGGAAUGAGUUUACAACGACAAUUAUCAUCGUCAUAUAAUAAUGAAGGAAUGACCGGAUCCACAGUAAACGAACAAGAAGUCGCAGUAUUAAGAAAUACAGUUCAUUUAUUAAAAGAUGAAUUAUGGCAAUUAAAAAUGUCACGUACAACAAGUGAAUUAUCUAAACUUCCAAUGCCACAAAAAGAUACCAAAACAACUGAAAUAGCUGAUAUUUAUAAAAGUUCAACAUUACUUUUAAAUGAUCUUUUUUCAACUAUUGCUAAUUAUAAAAUAACUGGAGAAAAUGUUGCAGUGAAACAAGAAUUAAUGCGUUCAAAAAUGAAAUUAGUUGAUCAAACCGCAUUUAAUCUAAAUACUCGUCUUAAUGAAUGUCAAAGUACUAUUCUUCCUGGUUCAACUAUUCAAACAACAAUGAAAACAUUUUCAAAUCCACAAUUUUCUAAGUCUCUUACACAAGAUCGUCAAUUAGCAGCAGAAAUUCAUUUACCUGGUGUGAAUACUGGUGGAGAGUUUGAUAUAACUCAAGAACAAUAUCGUACUAUAAUGCGUGAAGCUAUUGGAUGUGUUUGA